Molecule: messenger RNA, 3947 nt
Organism: Alligator sinensis (Chinese alligator)
Lineage: Eukaryota; Metazoa; Chordata; Crocodylia; Alligatoridae
Gene: EFCAB8
Product: EF-hand calcium binding domain 8
Exons: 27
Coding region: 1-3777 (1258 amino acids)
Molecular function (GO): protein binding; calcium ion binding
Source: RefSeq, a predicted model, not a curated record
AUGGCUGUCCCCAGGAUCUUGAGCAGACCCUUGUCUUCAAGGUCUCACAAUAUUGGCACCUUUCCCUCUCUGGCCUGGGGAGACGAAUCUGAAGGUGAAAAAACCCUAAAGCCAGGUCUAGCGAGGCAAAAGGUCAGCAUCCUCGCGAGCAAAGCCAGCGGGGCAAGCUCCCUUCACAGACGCAUGGGGGAGUUUGCAGAAGUCGUGGACGCGGCCGGCGUACAGCAGGUGGAGGAUCUGAUCAGUUCUGAGCACUUGCAAAAACUGGCGCGAAUGUUUCAGAAGCCGAACAGAGACAAAACCAGAGGGCUGGAUAUUGAGGAGUUCCGCGAAGCAGUGAAGGAGAUAAUGGGCAAUAUUGAAAAUGAAGAUAUCGAUGUCAUGUUUAUGAAGGUUGACAGCAAUUGCGAUGGCUCCGUGGUCUGGGAGGAGUAUCUGAACUACAUGCUACUACAAUACAGGGGGAAGGUUGACAUGCUGGAGGGCAAAUCGCAUCUGUUAUUUCAGACACCUAUGAAAGUCAUCCCCGCGAUGGUAGGCCAGGAAAUCAUCAAGGUGCAGUUUUAUCCAAGCCAGGGCUGGGCCAGGGACAAGCAGAAGGCAGCCAAGAGCAGCAGCAGCCGGAGCCCGUCGGGGCGGUUCCUGAUGGUCACCAGGGAUGGGGUCCUGCUCUACUGGAGCGACGCCUUCAAGCUGCUCCGCACCAUCCACCUUGACCAGACCAAGCGGAAGCACACUCACAAGAUGUGGGUCAUCGACAUGGUGUGUCUGCCAAAUAUCAGCCUGUUGGCAAUCGCAUCUACUGAACGGACUAUCGAGUUCUUUGAUAUUAGUGGCAUCAAAUGUGACAGGGUUUUCUACCUCGCUGAGCUGGAAGGAUGUGCGACAGCCCUGGAUUACUGGACAGAUGGGCACAAAGGAGUGUUUUGUGCUGGUGAUGUGAAAGGAAAUGUUCUGAUCUUCACCUCCCUGAAUGUUUUGGCAAAUGGACUCUUCAACGUUCGUCCCUAUAUAAUUAAACCAGGUGUUGCGGCCAGGAUUCCCAUGCAGCUGCUCCUGAAAGAAAAGGGCUCCCUGUACAGCAGUUUCCGAAUGCCUGCUCUCCACGAGGACUGGUGCCACCAGAUAAAGUUCAUUCCUGAGCUCAAUCUCGUCGCCUCCUGUUCAGCAACUGAUAAGGGAGCCAUGGUGCUUACUGCACUUCCACUAAAUAACCAGGGUAAACCCCAAUCAUCCGCCAUCGCUUUAAAGAAAGGCAUUCUCUGCUUCGACUAUUCCCCCAGGAUGAAUGUCCUCGUGACUGGGGGACUGGAUCCGCUGAUCCGAAUCUGGAACCCCUACGUGACCAACAGCCCCAUAACCGUGAUGAAAGGCCACGUUACUGCAGUGACUCACGUGAUAGUGAGUGGGUACAGAAACACUAUCCUCAGCAUCUCGAAAGAUAAGAAUAUCCGUAUUUGGGACCUGCUGGAUCACUUCUGUCUGCAGUCCAUUCCUAGCAGUAGUAUCUCAUUAGGGAACUGUUCUAUCAUUGGUGUCUAUUACAAUGAGUUAAACAACGUCCUCAUCUGCACCACCACCUCCAUUGGCAUCCUCUAUGCUGCUGCAGAAUUAAUGGAGGGCAGUGGUUCAGAAAUCACAUCCCAUGACCAGCCUCUGUGUGCAGCAUUGUAUAACAAGAACUUCCAGCAGGUGGUCAGCAGUUGCUACGGUGGCGUGGUCAGAGUCUGGGAUAUCAUGACCGGGCAGAAGAUGAUGCAGUUUAAGGCCUCGGAGGGGAAGCAGACAGAAGUCACGGCCAUGGCUUUUGACGGUGCAGAGAGACGUCUCAUCACGGGCUUGAAAGAUGGAACGAUCAAGUUCUGGAACUUCAAUAACGGGGACUGUCUCCUCGAGCUGCCUUGCUUGGAUAAAACUGAGAUCAGUGGGAUUCUGUACAUCAACCAGAAGAUAUAUGUAUCUGGGUGGAGUAAAAGAGUUGCGUGGUAUCUAGAUGGCAAAGCAGGUGAAGUAUUUGAACACAAACACUGGAAAUGCUACCACUCGGAAGAUAUAUUUUCCAUGGACAUGCAUAACAACAAGCUCUUGGUUACUGCAUCGUGUGAUGGAGAUGUCGUGAUCUGGAACAUAGACUCAGGGCGGGCGUUCUGCAGGUUUAAUGCAUCCCAGAGUCCUUUGACCCUGAUGCCAAACAGAGUGUUUAUGGAGGAUGACAAUCCCAGGAAAGGAAGUGCCCCAAAGAACAUGUCAUUGCUUUUGAAAUUCAGCACUCGAGCUGAGGCUAGGAAAAAGUGCUGGGUGGAUGCGAGUCCUAGGUUACCAACCAGGCCCGUAAGUGCUAAGAAUAUUUCUUCUUCCUCGUCUGGCUACUGGAAAGCCCCUGCUUCUGCUCCACCUGGCAUGAGACAGCCCAGAGGGAAGGAACGAGAGGAAGCCAAGAGACAGCAGGUGGCCCUGUCUGCAGGAGCAGGUGAGGGUGCUGAGGUGGGCAGGAAGCCUUCCAGAGAGCCAAGAGCUGCUGGAGCUGGCAAACAAAGGAAGAAUAAGUUGAAUUGCUGGACGGAGCUGAAGGGCUCCUCAGCUGCUGUGCAAAAGGUGCUUUUCCUGCAGACCCGGGAGCGAAACCCCGACACGGCCAUUCUGCUUACUAGCUCCGCGGAUGGCUACGUCUAUGCUUGGUCGGUGGGUGGGAAGGGGGGUCUGCUGGGCAAGUUCCGGCCGGCGCUCAGGGAUGAGAGCGCUGUCGUCAACGCCAUGGCCACAGACUCGAACGACUGGAUCCUGUUGACUGGCGAUUCCCUCGGCUACAUUAAAAUCUGGGACAUCGAGCAUUACUGCAAACCAAAAGUGGUAAAGAGAGUCUCCGAAGUGGGAAAGACGGAAGCAUCUCCUAAAGCGAAGAAUGAGUUUCGAGUCUUAAUCCCACGGUACUGCAGAGCUCCUGCCACACACCGUCCACCAUUGAUGCAAACUACAGAGGUCCUGGACGGCUGGAUUACUUCCCUGGUCGCUCCAGACCUUCUGAGCUCUUGGAGAGGUCACUUGAAGAACAUAUCCCACAUUGUGUAUGUGGAAAGGCUCCGGCUGAUUGUGACUGCCAGCGAUGACUGCAACAUCAAGCUCUGGCUGCUGUCAGGCAGACACAUCGGGACCUUCGGGCAGUCGGUAUGGGAUGUCAGGCUGCAGCACCUGAACGCAGCUAAGGUGCCCGGGGACAUCCGCAGAGUUGGUUCUGUUCAGACCCUGAAAGUGCUCAACGAAGGCGCUUCUCCUCUUUGGAAACGUACCCAGAGCCUCAUGCAGUCGACAGGCCACCUGAAGAAGCAGCAGUCUGCGCUAAUGCAGUAUUUGCAUGAAAAAGCAGGCCUCAGCUUAGGCUUGCAGAAGACGGGUGGAGAAACAUCCCUGAAAGAGAAGCGAAUCAUUGACCAAGUCGAGGCCACUUGGCAAAAGUGGGAGAAGACGGAGAAACUGAAGAGCGAGAUCCUGGGAUGUUCCUACAAACAGAAAGCACGGCGGCAUUUGCCUGAAUUCCUCCCCAGCGUAAAGACAUACAUCAGCAGAGAUCAGGCAAGAGUCUACCACUGUAUGCAAUAUGCCGACCUGCAAAAUGUCACUCCGCCGCCAGUCCCUGAGCUGCUGGUUGAGAUGCAGCAACUUCAGGCAAGCUUUUGCAACAGACCAAGGUCGGCGAGGAAACAAUCUACUCCCAAUGCCCGAAGGCAGAGUGUGAAGGCCCCGCUCCAGCAUUAUUUAUCUUCCUACAAAAAAGACUGAACUUUGCAGCCAGCAGCUGAUCUGGUCCUUUGCAAUAUGGAUUCAUACCUCAGCAGAGAGGAAAAGUAGAGGAUAAGUAAUAAACUAGUCCUUGGCUAAGAACACACAGCUAAUUGAAGUCCAUACACUAUGCAUGCCUUAUUCCUGGCUUGCGAUAGUUGCAGAUAAUC